Gossypium raimondii (Peruvian cotton) is the source of this 1593-nucleotide messenger RNA. Its product is annotated as transcription factor PIF7. The record is from RefSeq and is a predicted model, not a curated record. Gene Ontology annotation, molecular function: protein dimerization activity. Bases 150 to 1418 code for a protein of 422 amino acids. Lineage: Eukaryota; Viridiplantae; Streptophyta; Magnoliopsida; Malvales; Malvaceae. Gene Ontology annotation, cellular component: nucleus. The transcript has 6 exons.
AAAGAUAGAGAAUAAACACAGAAUCUUAACUCAAAACUCAAAACUCAAACCUCAAAGACUGCUAUAAUAAUAUGUCUUCAUUGGGAGAUAAAAUAAAGCAAGACUCAAAAAAGAGAGCUUGGUAAAGAAUCCAAUUCAUCAUCAUCACCAUGAGCCACUGUGUAGCUCCAAAUUGUUGGAAUCUAAAGCACCAAUCUCAAGAACAAGUCCAUUUCGUGGAAGAAGAAGAUAAUGAAACCAAUCGAUCUUCCCACAUAAGCAACCCCAUGUCCAACCAAGAAGUUGCAGAGCUAACAUGGCAAAAUGGUCAGCUAGCUUUCCAUGGGUUGAAUAGGCACCUUCCUACUGCUUCAUCAAAGCCGACAUGGGGUAUUUCUGGUGACACACUAGAGUCCAUAGUCCAUCAAGCCACAUGCCUUCACACCCAAAACCACAACUUCAGCUUACUUCAACAUGACCAGAACCAGACACCGGCAGUCGUGAGCUCCAUUGCUGCAUCAUCGGGGAGCUCUGGUCGUUUGCCAACAGCAGCGGUGGUAAAGAAACGGGCGCGGUCGAGCUCCGAUGUAUGCGGGGAAAUUCCAAGAGGUGGUGUUGGAAAGGAAUAUGCUAGUGCAUGCGCGAGUGCUAGUGAUGCAUUUUGCAAGGAGAAUGAUGAUAGUACGAUGAUGACUUGGGCAUCCCAUCUGUCGCCUCAAACUAUGAAGGCCAAAGCCGUGGAUGAGGACUAUGCUUAUCAGGAUGGAUCGGAAAACCAAGAUGAGGAACAGGAGACUAGAGGUGAAACAGGUCGCUCCCAGGCCACAAGACGGAGUCGAGCAUCAGCUAUUCAUAAUCUCUCUGAAAGGCAGAGACGAAGACAUAGAAUUAAGCAAAAGAUGAAUACUCUUCAGAAGCUAGUGCCAAAUGCAAGUAAGACAGAUAAAGCUUCGAUGCUUGAUGAAGUGAUUGAAUACUUGAAACAACUCCAAACACAAGUCGAAAUGAUGAGUAUGAGAAACAUGGCGGCCCAGAUGAUGAUGCAGCAGACGCGGCGGCAGCUUCAAAUGUCGGCUUUAGCUCGGAUGGGCGUCGUAAUGGGGAUCGGAAUACUUGACGAUAACAACUCCUUGGCUCCCAAUCCUUCACCAGUCACUGCUCCCACCCGCACAUUUCUUCCUCCUCCUCCUCCUCCUCCGUCCUUCGUGACGCCGCCGCCUAUGAUUCCAACGCGCUUCGCGGCGGCUGCUCAAGCGAAUUCAGAUGCUAGCUCACAUGGCUCCAUUCCUUCGCCUGAUCCGUAUUGCACUUUACUAGCUCAAUCCAUGAAUAUGGAACUCUACAAUAACAAGAUGGCAGCACCGUAUCGACCACAAAUUAAUCAAACUACACAGACAUCAAGCAACCCAUCGAGGUCAAACAAUGUAGCAAAGGAUUAAGAUGAAGCCUAAUGGUCCACCCAAUUUGUGAGAAGCAUAUGUAUUUAUGUUACUCGAGCUUGAGGUAUGAGUGUAACAAUGUGUGCAAUACGUGUAUGUAUUUUCAGACAUGCCUCGCUGUUUUCUGAUAUGUCAUAGUUGAAAUGGAAGAGGUGACCUUAUCACCAUUGAUGGA